This is a messenger RNA of Triticum aestivum (bread wheat), 1043 nucleotides long. Its product is annotated as expansin-A31. The record is from RefSeq and is a predicted model, not a curated record. Gene Ontology annotation, biological process: plant-type cell wall organization. The coding region runs from base 74 to 844 and encodes 256 amino acids. Lineage: Eukaryota; Viridiplantae; Streptophyta; Magnoliopsida; Poales; Poaceae. The transcript is spliced from 2 exons. Gene Ontology annotation, cellular component: extracellular region.
ACUCGAUCGCCACAAUAUCUAGCAAGCUAUCUGCUGCGGAGAAGCCCAACCAUCUGAUCGCCCCAGCACAAAGAUGUCAGGUGGGAUGCGCUUAAGCUUCGUGCAGCUGUUCGCCGCGGUUCUCGUGUUCUGCUUCGCGCCCGCCAAGUCCGGCUACUGGCUCCCGGCCCAUGCCACGUUCUACGGCGGCGCCGACGGAUCUGACACAAUGGGUGGCGCGUGUGGGUACGAGAACUUGUACAACGCGGGGUACGGGAUCAACAACGCCGCGCUAAGCACGGCGCUGUUCAACAAUGGCUUGUCGUGCGGACAGUGCUACCUCAUCACGUGCGACACCAGCAGGUCAGACAUGUGCAAGCCCGGCACGUCCAUCACCGUGUCCGCCACCAACUUCUGCCCUCCCAACUGGGCUCUCCCCAGCGACAAUGGCGGGUGGUGCAACCCACCUCGUGUCCACUUCGACAUGUCCCAGCCUGCUUGGGAGAACCUCGCCAUCUACCGCGCCGGCAUCGUCCCCGUCCUCUACCAGCAGGUUGCGUGCCAGAGGCAGGGCGGCCUACGCUUCACCAUCAACGGCUUCAAUUACUUCGAGCUCGUGCUAGUGACCAACAUCGCCAUGAGCGGGUCGAUUAAGAGCAUGUCUGUGAAGGGAACAAACACGGCAUGGAUCCCCAUGUCCCAGAACUGGGGCGCUAACUGGCACUGCCUAGCCGGGCUGACAGGACAGGCGCUCAGCUUCGCCAUCACCUCCUCCGGCGGCCAGUACAAGGUCUUUCAGGACGUGGUACCGGCCUGGUGGCUGUUCGGACAGACCUUCACCACCUGGCAACAGUUCGACUACUAGCUAUAACAUUGUAUAAUUUGUACUUACUAUUAUCAGUUCGCUUCGUUCAGACCGAACAAGCAUGGAACUGUCCACACGCAUAUACAUUAUUCCCUUUUGAUUGUUCAGUUUGUUGCCCAUCGAGUCAGGGGAGCCAGGGCCAAUAGAAGAGAUAAAAGGUUGGAGGGGGCCAAAUAUAUAAACGGAUAAACCUAAAGCA